GAAAUACGAAGCUCAGAGGCGUUAAACAAAACCGUCAGUUGUGUAUUGUUUCAAAAAUGGGUUUCACCGUCCUCACGAGCCUUGUCCUUUCGUCCAUCAUUGCCACUGUCUAUUACAGUGGAUACAAUCUCGACAUCACGUCUGGACGUGAUUAUGAAAAGGUUGAAGGGGAGAAUGAUCUUCAUCCCCUUUUCUUAACGCCGCUGAUCGAGAGUGGGAGUAUUGAUGAGGCAAGGAGAAAAUCGAUUGUCGAACAUGAAGGGCUCAGGGAUUUGGUCAGCUACAGUGGAUUCUUCACUGUCAAUAAGGAGUACAAUUCCAAUUUGUUCUUCUGGUUUUUCCCUGCACAGAUGAUUUCGAAAACCGCUCCAAUUGUCAUCUGGCUCCAAGGAGGUCCAGGCGAGAGUUCCCUCCUGGGUCUCUUCUCUGAGAACGGUCCCUUCCGCAUCACGAAGGGCCAAACCCUCGAAAACCGGGAAGAUUCCUGGGCUGGCCCCCUGAACAUGCUCUACAUAGACAGCCCCAUGGGAACCGGCUACAGCUUCACCGAUCAUGAUGAUGGCUACGCAGACAAUCAAUUAUCGGUAGGCCUGUACCUUUACCAAGCCCUAGUGCAGUUCUUCCAGCUAUUCCCUGAGCUCAGAACCAACGAUUUGUACAUCGCUGGAGAAUCCUUCGGUGGAAAAUUCGCGACGGCUUUGGGAUACGCCAUUCACGCAUUGAACCCUGCCGUAGAUAAUCCGAUGAACCUUCAGGGUCUCGCUAUCUUCAGCGGUGCCCUGGAUCCGGUGGAUAAAUCCGCGAAGGCUGUAGAACCUCCGCCGUCUCACGUCUUUCAACCCAACAACUUCCUCGAUUUCAAAACUAUAACGCAAUUCUUGAAGUACGAGAGAAAAAUGAAAGGUUUCAUUGAUAAACCGAAUUCAAUCGAUUUGAAUGACGUGUUUUCAAUGGUCAGUGAGACCACCAAAUUCAUCGCUGAUCUUCCUCCGUUACUUACUCCUGAGAAAACAGAAAAAAAUUCGGAAACGAAUCAUUCAGAAGUUCUCUCCCAAUUUAUGGAGGAUCAGGAGGUGAAACAUGCGAUUCAUGUUGGUAACAGAACCUUCGUUGUGAAUUCAGAUAGGGUGAAAGAGUUCUUGAAGGUGGACAUGACGCGUUCACUCGGGAAUGUCUUCGCUAUUCUUCUGGAGAAUUACAGGAUUCUGAUUGUUAAUGGGGAGCUGGAUGCGGUGGCGCCUGCUAUUGACUUUGAAAGGUCUUUGAUGAAUCUGAAUUGGGGUGGAAAGAAUGACCUCAGGCGUGCCACUGUCAAGCAGUGGGUGGUGGAUGGCGAGGUAGCGGGGUAUGUCAAGAGGGCUCGGAAAUUGGCGACGGUGAAGGUACAAAAUUCUGGAGGGUUUGUUAUCAAAGAACGAUCGACGUGGAUUCUGGAUUUAAUCAUUAAAUUUACGGGGGGAGAAAGUAUUGUUUAGAGACUGUCUAUAAACAUAAUAACAAUUAUAAAAAUGUGUAAUGCUUCGAUAUUAAUGAAUAAAAAUCCAUUUGAAUGAGUAA
Molecule: messenger RNA, 1557 nt
Organism: Diachasma alloeum
Lineage: Eukaryota; Metazoa; Arthropoda; Insecta; Hymenoptera; Braconidae
Product: venom serine carboxypeptidase
Exons: 2
Coding region: 57-1475 (472 amino acids)
Biological process (GO): proteolysis
Molecular function (GO): serine-type carboxypeptidase activity
Source: RefSeq, a predicted model, not a curated record